Pangasianodon hypophthalmus (striped catfish) is the source of this 4149-nucleotide messenger RNA. RefSeq names its product adrenergic, alpha-2D-, receptor b (gene adra2db). The record is from RefSeq and is a predicted model, not a curated record. Gene Ontology annotation, cellular component: membrane. Bases 452 to 1672 code for a protein of 406 amino acids. Gene Ontology annotation, biological process: adenylate cyclase-activating adrenergic receptor signaling pathway. Gene Ontology annotation, molecular function: adrenergic receptor activity. The transcript has a single exon. Lineage: Eukaryota; Metazoa; Chordata; Actinopteri; Siluriformes; Pangasiidae.
AAGUCCCGCACCAUCGAUUUGCUUCCGCCCAUUCUCUCUCUCUCUCUCUCUCUCUCUCUCUCUUUCUGCACACACAAGCGCAUAACCUGAAGUGACAUGCCAGCUCCAACACUCCCACAUUCGUUAAGCGAAACGCAAAGCUACGACCACGAAAAGAAAGAGCAUUCCCCCCAGCUGCAGACUUUUUUCCCCCCUAAAAUGAUGCGUUAAGAGUUGGAAGAAUAUCUUGUAUAUCCAGGAUUAUUACUUGCACUCAGUGUUCCUGGUCAGAAUGCCUGGGCAUGAGUGGACACAGCGCGCACGCGACGACGCGGACCAGAGAAACAAUUCCGUCUUCCACAAUUCGGCACAAACUGUGGAACAUCGGCACAGUGUUUAGUUGGAAUACAGCUGAAUGGAGCGCGCAGGCUUGGAUGGAAGCAAUGGGUGACUUCGAGCAAAUGUAUCAAGAAUGGAUAUAGCGGAGGCGAGUUUCCCGGCGCUCAACUCCUCCGCGAACGGCACGAGCGCGCCCAAACUUCCGCCACACUCGCGCUGCGCGGCCGCCUUCAUCAUCCUCGUGGUCACCGUGAUCAUUCUGGUCACCAUCGUGGGGAACGUGCUUGUGGUGGUGGCCGUGUUCACGAGCCGCGCUCUGCGCGCACCUCAGAACCUCUUCCUGGUGUCACUGGCGUCGGCGGACAUCCUGGUGGCCACGCUGGUCAUCCCGUUCUCGCUGGCCAACGAGGUGAUGGGCUACUGGUACUUCGGCAGCACGUGGUGCGCGCUCUACCUGGCGCUCGACGUGCUCUUUUGCACCUCGUCAAUCGUGCACUUGUGCGCCAUCAGCCUGGACCGCUACUGGUCGGUAACGAGCGCCGUGAGCUACAACCUGAAGCGCACGCCGCGGCGCGUCAAGGCCAUGAUCGCCGCCGUAUGGCUCAUCUCAGCUGUGAUCUCCUUCCCUCCGCUUGUCAUGACCAAGCAUGACGAGCUCGAGUGCCUGCUUAACAACGACACGUGGUACAUCUUGGCAUCAUGCGCCGUGUCCUUCUUCGCACCGGGCCUCAUCAUGGUGUCCGUGUACUGCAAGAUCUACAGAGUGGCCAAGCAAAGGGCUGCCACCGUGUUUGUGGCCAAAGCCAGCAUGGCGCGCCAGCCCUCACUCUCCGAGACGGGGUUUGUACGCAAAGGAAGGUCCGAAGCGACUAGUCCGAGUGCCUGCGGCUCUAAAGAGAAGAACCAAGGCGAGCUGGACGCCAUCGAUCUGGAAGAGAGCUGCGUCUCCAGUGCGCGCUCGGCCAAAGGUGGCAAGGUGGAAGUGGCGUGUGUGUGCGCACGUGCCAAGCUGGACGGACGUGCGUCGGAGGUGUGUGACGAUGAGCCGGUGAGUCGUGUCCGACAGAACUCCCUGUCCAAAGCCAAACUGGCUCAGAUGCGCGAGAAGCGCUUUACUUUCGUGUUGGCUGUGGUUAUGGGUGUCUUUGUGCUCUGCUGGUUCCCGUUUUUCUUCACGUACAGCCUUCAUGCCGUGUGCAGGGAGAGCUGCACCAUCCCUGACACCCUCUUUAACCUCUUUUUCUGGAUCGGCUACUGCAACAGCUCAGUGAACCCGAUCAUUUACACCAUUUUUAACCGGGACUUUCGGAGAGCAUUUAAAAAGAUCAUGUGCCACAACCCAGUGAGAGCCUGAAUGUAGAUUCUCUUGAAACCCAGGGGCAAUUGGUGCACACUUUUACCUGCUGCCCCAGCAGAGAGUGAAUGGAACUUUGUGUGUGUGUGUGUGUGUGUGUGUGAAUACUGUAAGGAACUCAGUUGGCUUUUUGCAGAUAUUCCCUGUUUACAUGUCUAGAUAGGGAUGCUGAGAUUCCAGCAUUAUACAAUACUGAAUACUGAAUACUGAUGCACAGUAAAGUCUCUAAUGUUGGAUUAACAUCUACAGUGUUUAUGUAAGAGUAGCUGGACACAAAUGAUUUGCAUUUUGCUGUGACUGCGGCUGUAGGAGGGAUUGACAGUUCCAACAAAACCUCCAGAAAGAAUGCCUUUCUGCUAACUGCAAACAAAUGAUUCAUGCUAUCAUGUUUAAAUGAAAUGAAAUGAUCCAUACUGUUUGUUUAAAUGGAUACUGGUCCAAACAAAUCUCCUUCAGAUAAUACCAUGUGUCAGAUUUGUUCAUCAGUCUUGGUAAACCAAAAAAAAAAAACCUUAUUAUGGCGAUAAUGAAUGCAGAUGCAUUGGAUUUUUGGUGGAUGGACGACGUGUUUUCAUCAUGCAAAACCACCUAUAAGUGGCACCAAUUUUAAAUCCUAUUUACUGUUGUGAGUAAACAAUACUGACUCUAUACCUCCAAUAUUUUUGCACCUAAUAAGCUAGAUUCAAUUCAGUUAGGAAAAUGUCUGUCUAGAAUGUCGUGAGUGGGAUUAGUGGGUGUAUAUGACUCUUGUGUUAUAAUUUAUGUAAAUAAAAUGGCUGGAUACAAAGCUUUCUUGUUUAAUAGACACUAAAACUACGACCCAAUUUAAGUCAAAAUGGAAAGAAUUCCAGUGAAACAAGGUGGACAGAACAAAGUCAUUUCACGGAGCUGCUUUUCUUAGCUAGUGCUAAUUAAACGUUUCCACACCUUUUCCUAAUUAUUUUUUAUGCCUCUUGGACACCUUUGGUUACAUAAGAAUGAAGGUAACAAUAACAAUAGAGGAUGUUAGAGAUAAAGGCAAAUAAAGAAUCCUUUAUUUCUAACAUCCUUUCUGUGACAACCACAGUUAGUGGUUUUACUGAUGCUAGUCUACCUCAGUGGUUUGCUGGAACACCAUCCAGUCUUUUCAUUGUCCUUGGUCCUGAAAUAAAAGUGGCAUGCCAUCUUAUGUUAUUAGCAUAGCUGCUUAAGGUUUUACACAAUCUGUGAAAAGAGUAAUGACACGAAUGACAUUACCUAUCUGUAGUAUUUGAUUGUAGUGCGUAUUGCUGCAUUUUGUUUAUAUGCCAUCUGUGAUGUGCAGGCCUGGGCUAUAGUUUGUGCUGCUCUCUUUUCAGCAUCAGUUUUAGGGUUUAAAAAUAACUGUAAAUAUUUGCUGUCAUUCCACAAGAUUAAAAAUUGAGUCCCGAUUGGUGCAACAGAAAAGCAUUCGCAGUAUUAUCAGGGGAUUGCGAGUCCAAGUCCUGAAGAUGCCACAGCCAUCCGGGAGCCAAGGGAGCAAAAAUUGGCCGUGCUCUGUGGGUGGGAGGGAUGGCAUACUCUUCCCCUGUCAAUCACAGCAACACUAGCCAAUCGGGAGCAAUCAUUGAGCUCAUGUAUGCGGAAGACGGUAGAUAGCGCUUUCCUCUGAGUGCGCUACGCUGCCCUGUGAUGUAGAAUGAGCAGCGGUUUGAAAAGAUGCGAUUGGCUGGCUUCACGUGUCUCAAAGGAAGCACCUUCACCCUCCCCGGUUGGUAGAUUGUCGUAUGACAGGAAAACUGGGAGGAAAAAGCGAAAGUCUCUAAAGCCUAUAUUAGGUCCAUAUGUAUGAUAUGAAUGUAAUGUCAGCUGUGACAUGACAAAUGUGAAUUCUACCUUGGCUGAUAAAAUAACAUGGAAAACAAGUCUUUGUAGAUGCCACAUAUUCUCUGAGAACCCUUCCCACAUUUCUGUCUUUUUCUGUCUUUCUUUUGAACUCCAGCUCUUCUAUCUCAUCAUAAAAGCUUCUUUUCAUGAGUCUUACCAAGUAUAAGCAUUAAAGAUGUAUCACAAGGUCUGUCAAAAACCGGAUAAAACGGGUACACACACACACACACACACACAUAUCUUUUAGUAUAGGCAAAGGAAGUACGCCUAUUUAAUUUGUACUGUCAAUUUCUGAAGGGGAAAUGAAUGAAAUUCAUUUAUGCGUGGCAAAUGAAAGGAAUCCAGUGGCUCUCUGGAGGAUAUCCCGCUGGCAUGAUUUGGGUCUACAAUUCCCCUUACACGGAAGAGUCACUGCAAAUUAUUCUGACUGAUCACCUUUAUCCUGUCACGAAACAUUUCUAUAAUCCUGAUGGUAGUGGUCUCUUCCAGGAUGACUCCGCCCCCAUCCACAUGACACAAGCACACACUGAAUGUUUGGAUGAAGAUGAAAAUGAUCAUAUGCUAAAAUGAUAUUUGUGACCUGUUUGUGUUUCACUUUAUGCUUGUAAUUUUAAAACUGGGGAAUAAAUGAA